CAAACAAUUUUAUUGUUUGUUGUUUCUGGUCAAAAUGGCCGACAAAUGUAUCAUGGUAAUAAUUAUUUACGUUAUCAUGGGAUAAUUCAACCAACUCAACCAAGCCAUGUACGUCGAUGGAUUGUUCUGCUUGGGCGUAAAGUAGUAUUAAAUUGUUCAGUAAAUUUACCACCAGAAGUGAAUCCAAGACAAGUACAAUAUAGAUGGGAACAUCCAGAAGGCAAUAUAUUAGGUUACAGUAAAUUAUACGUCAUACCCAAUGUAACCAUGAAUGAUGCUGGUGUCUACACAUGUCAUAGUUCUGCUUAUGUUGGUUUCGGCGGUGAACAAUGGGUUGAUCAACAUCGUCUUUACUUGGAAGUUCAAGAUGAUAUUUCAAUGGCUGGUGGUGACAGAAUGUCUGAACCUACGAUUGUACUGAAUCCAGGAGAUCCUGGACCAUUGGAUGUGAAUUUUGGCGAAGUUCUAUAUUCUCGUUGUUCAGUACUUGACAGUGAACAAUAUUCUUAUCGAUGGAUUCAACGUGCACCUGAUGGAACUAUAAAAGAGAUAUCUUCUGACGCUCGACUUUAUAUCACAAAUUUUGGACCUGAACAUUUGGAAUAUCCAAUACGUUGUGAAGUGACUCGAUUAUCCGAUGAUGAAACGUUUGAGAAAGUUUUAAAUCUUCGACUUGCAUCAUCAGGUGAUCUAAGUACUGAUGAUGAAUAUAAAACAUUAAAUUUAACCAUCAAACCAUUACCGAAUGAAGAUUUUCGUCGAGGAACUAUUGUGCGCCAGUGUUUAUUUGAAAAUGAUCCUGAUAUAAAUCGGCUGUACGAUUUUCGUUGGAUCGAUCAAAAUGGUCGUAUUGUGUCCAAGGAUGGUACAUUGUAUUUAUUGAUUGAAGAUCCGAGUGAAUUGAGCAAUUACACAUGUGAAGCAACCAAUCGUCAAACAGGUGUAAUUUACCAAGCGAAAUACCGUGUAUCUAUGCUGAACGGUCAACAAGCUAUGCAGCAUGUAGUUAAUAUUCGACCGAUUACUGGUGAAGUUAUUAUUGGUAGACCGUAUGAAAUGGUUUGUGAAGUUGAACCGCCACCGGAAGAACCAAUCAGUUUUGUCUGGUAUCAUGGUGCUAAAAUUGUGCAUCGUGAAGCAUCAUUACGUUUGACAUCAUUGUCAUAUCGUGAUAUUGGUAUGUAUAUAUGUCGAGCUGAAUGGACACCAAGAUAUUCACGAUCUGGAAGUAUAUCAGCUAAUGCCACUGCUGAAUUAAGUUUGGCCCUGACACGUGAAACAAAAAUUGAAAUGAGUCCUCCACCUGGUUCAGUGAUGGUUUCUUUACCUGGAGAAACACGUGAACUUCACUGUGAAUUUUCUGUAGCUAAUCCAAGAGAUGUUAGAUGGUAUUUUGAAAAUCAACUAUUGGAGAAUCAUCCAACUAUCAAUGCUACAGGGAAAGUUUUCCGUAUCGAUCGUUUAAGAGUGAGUAUUGUGACAAUCCGUGGCAUAGAACAUGAUCAUGGUGGUACGUACGAGUGUAGAAUCGGUCGUGAUAUAAAGCAAACACAUUUGGUUGUUAGAGCCGAAGAAGGAUUGGAAAUCAAUCCGAAAUCGGAUACAGUUGAUGAAGGUGAAGCAGUAGAAUUUCAUUGUCGUGUACAUGGAAUGAAUGGUAACAUAAAUCGUCAGUUAGAAUGGUAUUAUAGACCAUUUUACAGUUCAACACGUAUACGUCUUGAUGUUGAUACACCUGAUGGUUUUAUGCGUCACGAUGAUCCAGUCGCUCAACACACCAGUUUCAUUAGUAAAGCCAGAGCACGUGUUGCUGAUCAAGGUGAAUAUAUCUGUAGACUACCAUCUCAAAAUGAAGAAAUUGUUGGAAAACUUUUUGUUAGAGCAGUACGAAGUUACAUACUGACAAUUACACCUUCGAGAUUAACCGUUCGACCAUAUCAACCAGUAGAAUUUGAGUGUUUUGCCACCACUGAAGAUGGACAAGUAGCUCCAUUUACGCCACGUUUUCAAGUUAGAGACCCAAGAAUCAAUUUUGAAACUACACGAGUCAGUCAAAACCGUGCUCGAUUUGUGUUGCAACAAGGAUUGGGUCCAGAGCAAAAUGGAACUGUUGUUGAAUGCCUUUCAGAUGAACCAAGUAAACCAGCCACAGCAAUAAUUACAGUGGAAGAUAUAUGUCCAGACGGUUCACGUCGUUGUCGUUCCGGUCAAUGCCUACCAGCUGGAAGAUUCUGUGAUGGAGUUAGAGACUGUGAUGAUGGUUCAGAUGAAGAUCCUAAGUUGUGUAAUAUUUGUGACCCACUUUCAAGAAAAUGUGAAUAUUAUCAAGGAAGAGAACCGAUAAAAGCCACAUUCAUGGUACAUUGGACUUGUGAUGGUGAAAGUGAUUGUGGAAAUGGUUUUGAUGAGUCAAAUUGUGAAGCACGAGCUACAGAACGUUGUCAAGAUCGAAUGUUUAAUUGUAGACGAGAUGGUCGACAAAUUCCAAUGGCUUUUGUAUGUGACAAGGAUCGAGACUGUAGUGAUGGUGAAGAUGAAUUAACUUGUGCUCCACCAAUGAUUGCCGAACCACGCACUACACGUUACUCUGUUCGUAGAGGUGAUACUGUAGCGCUUGUUUGUGAAGUUACUGGCAACCCUGUACCCUACGUAAUAUGGCGUUUCAACUGGGGUUGUCUUCCUGAUGAACCAAGUCGUUUCAGAAUAACCAAUGUGCCUAGAAACUGCAAUGCACCAAUGCCAACUGUUGUGAGUACCCUGACAAUUUCAAAUGUAAGACCAGGAGACGAUGGUAUUUAUAAUUGUGAAGGUCUUUCAGGGGCCACUCGAGCUCUGUCUAAUGACUUGGUUGUCAUGAUUGGAGGUUAAUUAACCUAUCAUGUUUUCAAGAAAUGCCGAUAGCAUCUUCCAAAAAACGAAAUUAAUUUCAAAAAGAGACAUUUUAGAAGUGUUUAUUUUAGUUUAAUAUAUUCCCACAAAAUUUCAAUCUGUUCUUUUUUCAAAUGAUAUUUAAGCAAAUAAUUAAAACAAAUAUAUUUUCAAAGUAUAUACAUACAUAUUACCAAUUUAAAAAAACACUUAGCUAUAUUCAAAAAAUUAUUUAUUAUACAUAUUUAUUUAUCAACUAUUAUUUGAAUAUUAAAUGUGUAAAACAUAAGUGGAACUACAGUGCAACGGUCAAUUCAAUGUUCAAUUUCGAAAUGCAUUUUCAGACUUCGGCUAAACGCAUUUAGUAAUUUUACAUUUCCAGAUAUUAUUUGAUUGUACUGUCAGUUUAUUUUCAUUAUUGGAAGAAGAAAGGAAAAUAACUCAAGUUUGUACUAAAUGUGAAUGAUUUCAAUGACGAAAUUAAACUAAAAGAAUUGUUUGAUGCAAAACAUUUUAAUCAACAAAUCGUACAUGUUCUUCAACCCAAAGUUUUAUUUUUUUCAGCUUAUUGAUGCAAACUGAGUUGUUAAUUUUAAUUAAUUAUAUUAUUUUAGAAAUAUUUACGCUUAAUAAUAUAUUUUCUCAUGUUUACAUGAAAA
Molecule: messenger RNA, 3527 nt
Organism: Schistosoma turkestanicum
Lineage: Eukaryota; Metazoa; Platyhelminthes; Trematoda; Strigeidida; Schistosomatidae
Source: the annotation of a GenBank genome assembly